Messenger RNA from Hyaena hyaena (striped hyena), 2360 nucleotides. RefSeq names its product TOR signaling pathway regulator (gene TIPRL). Gene Ontology annotation, cellular component: cytosol. The transcript is spliced from 7 exons. Gene Ontology annotation, biological process: TOR signaling. Lineage: Eukaryota; Metazoa; Chordata; Mammalia; Carnivora; Hyaenidae. The record is from RefSeq and is a predicted model, not a curated record. The coding region runs from base 108 to 926 and encodes 272 amino acids.
CCGAGGGGGCUGGGCUGGACCCGGGCGUAGAGACCGGCGUCGGCUGCCGCAGCUGCAGCCGCUGCUCCGGCCUGUUCGGGGAGGUCCGCUCCGGCGCCACCUCGGCCAUGAUGAUCCACGGCUUCCAGAGCAGCCACCAGGACUUCUCCUUCGGGCCCUGGAAGCUGACGGCGGCCAAAACGCACAUCAUGAAGUCGGCGGAUGUGGAGAAGUUAGCCGAUGAAUUACAUAUGCCAUCUCUCCCUGAGAUGAUGUUUGGAGACAACGUUUUAAGAAUCCAGCAUGGCUCUGGCUUUGGGAUUGAGUUCAAUGCUACGGAUGCAUUAAGAUGUGUAAACAACUAUCAAGGAAUGCUUAAAGUAGCCUGUGCUGAAGAGUGGCAGGAAAGCAGGACGGAGGGUGAGCACUCCAAGGAGGUUAUUAAGCCGUACGACUGGACGUACACAACAGAUUAUAAGGGAACGUUACUUGGAGAAUCACUUAAGUUAAAGGUGGUGCCUACAACAGAUCAUAUAGAUACGGAGAAACUGAAAGCCAGAGAACAGAUUAAGUUUUUUGAAGAAGUUCUCCUGUUUGAGGAUGAACUUCACGAUCAUGGAGUUUCAAGCCUGAGUGUGAAAAUUAGAGUAAUGCCUUCUAGCUUUUUCCUGCUGUUGCGAUUUUUCUUGAGAAUCGAUGGAGUGCUGAUCAGAAUGAAUGACACCAGACUUUACCAUGAGGCGGACAAGCCCUACCUGUUACGAGAGUACACAUCCCGGGAGAGCAAAAUCGCUAAUUUAAUGCAUGUUUCACCUUCUCUCUUCACGGAACCCAACGAAAUAUCACAGUAUUUACCGAUAAAGGAGGCAGUUUGCGAGAAGCUGCUGUUUCCAGAGAGGAUUGACCCUAAGCCUGCAGACUCACAAGAAGGCACCCCUGUGGAAUAGAGGGUGCCAUGGCGUCUGCUCACCAUGGGAUCUGACUGGAGACCCUAGCUGUUUGGAGGGGGUAUUUUUAUUAUGAGAAUUAAUUGCCUUGUCUAUGUGCAGAUUUUCUGUAGCCUUAAAGGAGAAACAAAAAUAAAUAAAGGAUUGUUGCAGGCAGGUUCCACUCCACUGCUGUUCGUAUUGUCUAUCCUCAGAGUAGUAGUCCAGAUUUAGAUUUCCCGGAGCCAAAUUCGGAUUUCUGAUUGUUACAAGGUGGGACUGCACUAGUAGCAGCGUGUGUCUGUCCCGUGAGCAGUGAGCACAAUCUGCGUCCGUCGUGACCCUGUCUUCUCCCGGGAGGAAGUGAGUGGGAAGCACGGAACCGCGGCCCCUUGUGACUUUCACAGGAUUCCUGACCGGGCGCGUUGAUGUACUAGCUCUUUUCUUUGGGCUCUUUGACGUUUAUUCGUACUUCUGGAGAGCCGUGAAUUGCCGUUUAGGAAGUUGAUGUCAUACUUUAAUGAUUUUUACCCACAAAUUUAAAAAAAUAUAUCUCCCCUCUAAAUUUAAAUUGGCUUUUGGAGUCCUAGAGAAGAUUUCAGACACAGAACUGAGUCGCCGAGGGUUUUGGCGAACCGAGGGUAUUCCGGCCGUGGAAACACCUGAGGUGGCUUGCCCCCUCCAGGCAGGCUGCCAGAACUGUCCUUCCUCCAUCCUUAGGUGCUUUUUCUUAUGUGUGGUUCUACUUGUACUGACGUUUUUUACUUCAUUUUCCAUGCAACCUUGGAAUGAAAAAAUCCAUAGAAUAUUGAAUUUGUAUUACUGUCGAGCUAACUUGUUAGCUAAAUGUUGUCACGAGUGAUUUCGGCAUUUGUUUGCCUUCUGCAUCACCUGCAAGGCAUAGGAAAUCAGGAUUUUGUUGGCUUUAAGAAAAUACAUCGCAUAUUCACUGUAUAUUAAAUAUACCUGUAUUUAAUGUUUUCUCUUAGGACAGAAAAGUGUAUAUAUUGUACUCAGCUUUCUGUUGUAUUUUAUUUGCCAUGCAGAUUUGAACAGAAUAAAUCUCUUUAUUCAUACGAGAUGUAAGAAAUGAAAACUCAAUAUUCAGUAGUUGAAGUUUUGGGGCAACGUCCUUAUAUAUACAUGCUAACCUUGAAUCAGACGUCUUAGACUCUGUCAGGGUUAGAUCACUUAUUUUGAGGCCCCAUUGUUAAAAAUUGUGAGGAAUUGAAAGAAUUGGCCUUUGUGGGGUUUUUUGUUUUGUUUUGUUUUGUAUUAUAGAAGGUGGGAAGCUGAUGGGAUGAGGGCACUUCUGGAAGCUCCUUUAGUUCCUUCCUGUGGACAAUACGCAGAAAACCUGUAUUUGCCCGUUGCUAAAUAAGACAUAUACCAUUUUAUAUUUAUUUGUUCCAAGUGUUUUUUGUAAGAAAAGAAUAAACAGUAAGGAAUUCCUGA